AUGCGCACGCUUUCCCGCGAAUACGGCUGGGCAGCCGUAGGAGUCUACUUCUUCCUAUCAGCGUUGGAUUUUCCGUUCUGCUUUGCUGCUGUGCGGCUGCUAGGCGUUGACCGCAUAGGACACUACGAGCAUAUUAUUGUGGGAUCCGUGAAGGAUGCAAUAGCGAAGAUAUGGCCUGGCAAAGAGAGGGAUGCGCGCUCUCGAUCCGAAGACGAGAAUGAGAUAGGCAUUGCGGAUGAUAUCGAAGAGGCGCAAAAAGCCGUUAAAGGAGAAGCCAGUAUAUGGACACAACUGGCACUUGCAUACGCCAUACACAAAAGCUUCAUUUUCUUCAGGGUGCCACUUACGGCGGCUGUGACGCCCAAGAUCGUCAAGACUCUGCGACGCUGGGGCUGGAAUAUCGACUUAUUCCCAGCGAAAAACCCCUCUGUAUUUAUACUUACAUUUACUCCUUACUUGAUUGACUGGAUAAGACAGAAAUCGUUCAAGGGCAUGUUCACUCAUUCCAUUUAUAAUUCUCUGGUUUCGAAAUUCAUACCAAACGGUGAUGAAGCGUCUAUAGGGUCCAUCCAAGCCAGCAAAAACGCAAGCAAGCAAACGUUAUCACAUAAGCCUUCCCGAAUGAUCAAAGAAACAACAGAGGUAGAAAAAAGGGGGAAGCAGGACAUUACUUCCUACAUGAAAAGGGGAAAGCAGAAGAAAAAGGAGAAACCCACGACUCAGUCAUUACCGGCUAAAAAGCAGAGCAAGAAAAGAAAUCAAAGAGGAAAAGAAAAAGAGGAAAAGAAAUAA
Trichophyton verrucosum HKI 0517 is the source of this 792-nucleotide messenger RNA. RefSeq lists its product as uncharacterized. The coding region runs from base 1 to 792 and encodes 263 amino acids. The record is from RefSeq and is a predicted model, not a curated record. Gene Ontology annotation, cellular component: mitochondrion. The transcript has 4 exons. Lineage: Eukaryota; Fungi; Ascomycota; Eurotiomycetes; Onygenales; Arthrodermataceae.